This is a messenger RNA of Geodia barretti, 1002 nucleotides long. The record is from the annotation of a GenBank genome assembly. NCBI's taxonomy places the organism in Eukaryota, Metazoa, Porifera, Demospongiae, Tetractinellida, Geodiidae.
AUGAACCAACGUCGCAGACCCGUUCGGCAGGGCCUUCGCAAGGCUCCAGGGCAAGGUUAUACCUCGCUUCAUCAGCAGUCGAGUGGGGGGGAUGAACCCUCUCUCGCCUAUUACUACAAGGAGAUCGAGCGACAUCCACUGCUCACGCCAGAGGAAGAAAAAGCCCUGACAGAGCAAAUUGCCCUGGGCAACCUGCCAGGUGCGAGUGCUCGCGCUCGACAGGCUGGGCAGAAAGCCCGCGAAAAGCUCAUCACCAGCAACCUGCGCUUUGUCAUUCACGUUGCCAAAAAUUUUAAGAAUCAAGGGCUUCCCAUGGCCGAUCUCAUCAAUGAAGGCAACAUGGGCCUGAUGACCGCUGCUCGCAAAUUCAAACCCGAAAAAGGUUAUAAAUUUAUCACGUAUGCAGUCUGGUGGAUACGGCAAAACAUCCUGAAAGCCCUCGAAGUUCAAACCCGAUCCAUUCGAAUUCCCGGCAAUGUCGUCAAUGACCUCAACAAAUUGCGUAAAGUGGAAGCAGAUCUUUACCAGCACCUCGACCGGCAUCCCGACGCCGAUGAACUCGCUCGAGAAGCCGAUCUACCCCUCAAAAAAGUCACACAUACCCUCGAAUCGUCCUACAACGCGGUGUCUCUGGAUACCCCAAUGUACGAUGAUGACGCUUCGGCAAACUCAGCCCCUCGCGCUGUCACCCUUCAAGAAACCCUGUCCGAUCCCCAAACAUUAUCUCCGGAAGACGCCUAUAUCCAAAACACCAUGCAUCAUGAUAUACACAACGCGCUCAGUGCUUUGCCCGAUCGCGACCGACAAAUACUGCAUCUCUAUUACGGUUUCAACGAUCCGGCGGAACGCGCCGAAGUCAGCAGUUCAAAACCCGCAACCUAUCAACAAAUAGGCAACAAACUGGGGGUCAGUCGAGAACGGGUGCGCCAACUCAAAGAAGAGGCCCUGAAUCGGCUGCGGCAUCCCACCCACAGUAAGCGACUCGCUACCUAUUGCAGUUAA